Periophthalmus magnuspinnatus is the source of this 4719-nucleotide messenger RNA. Its product is annotated as breakpoint cluster region protein. The record is from RefSeq and is a predicted model, not a curated record. The coding region runs from base 1069 to 3669 and encodes 866 amino acids. Gene Ontology annotation, biological process: positive regulation of GTPase activity; signal transduction. Lineage: Eukaryota; Metazoa; Chordata; Actinopteri; Gobiiformes; Gobiidae. Gene Ontology annotation, cellular component: membrane. Gene Ontology annotation, molecular function: guanyl-nucleotide exchange factor activity; GTPase activator activity. The transcript has 24 exons.
CUUUCAGGAGGCUGUGGAUUACCUGGAGGCUCGACACGUGCCUAUUGUAGUGGAGGCUUUGGAAGAGGAUGACUGAAAAAGAAGAAGAGAUGUACUUUAAUAGCAACAAUUAAUAUUAAUUUUAAAAUGUAUGAUGCAGUUCUCCAAAGUUGCACUAGAUGGCACUAUGACAUUGCCAAACAAAUUGCAGCAUCUUUUCUCAGCAAGUUAAUUUUUUUUUGUAUGUAAUUUUUGAUGUUGAUUUUCAAACCAUAUAACAUGUGCAAGUAAUAUAAGUCUGUAUUGGCAUUUGACUAAUUUCACGCUAGAUGUCACUAUAGUUUUACACACAUAUUGCAUUGUUUCCUUUAAUGCAGUUUUUUGUCGGCAGUCAGUCAUGUUUACCCAUCAAUCAUGUGUAAUUAUUAUUUAAUUGCUUCUUCAAGGAAAUUUUCAAACCAUAUAUCCCUAAAAACGGAACUAAAAACUGUAUGUCAGACUGUAGUCUUAGCGUACAUUUAGUUGACAGGAAGUUCGAGUUGGUUGUGCUCUUUAUGUUAAGUAACAAAGGGGAAGUUUUUAAACGAGCUCAGUUUACUUCAGUGGAUAAAAUGGACGUCUUUCAGGAGGCUGUGGAUUACCUGGAGGCUCGACACGUGCCUAUUGUAGUGGAGGCUUUGGAAGAGGAUGACUGAAAAAGAAGAAGAGAUGUACUUUAAUAGCAACAAUUAAUAUUAAUUUUAAAAUGUAUGAUGCAGUUCUCCAAAGUUGCACUAGAUGGCACUAUGACAUUGCCAAACAAAUUGCAGCAUCUUUUCUCAGCAAGUUAAUUUUUUUUUGUAUGUAAUUUUUGAUGUUGAUUUUCAAACCAUAUAACAUGUGCAAGUAAUAUAAGUCUGUAUUGGCAUUUGACUAAUUUCACGCUAGAUGUCACUAUAGUUUUACACACAUAUUGCAUUGUUUCCUUUAAUGCAGUUUUUUGUCGGCAGUCAGUCAUGUUUACCCAUCAAUCAUGUGUAAUUAUUAUUUAAUUGCUUCUUCAAGGAAAUUUUCAAACCAUAUAUCCCUAAAAACGGAACUAAAAACUGUAUGUCAGACUGUAGUCUUAGCGUACAUUUAGUUGACAGGAAGUUCGAGUUGGUUGUGCUCUUUAUGUUAAGUAACAAAGGGGAAGUUUUUAAACGAGCUCAGUUUACUUCAGUGGAUAAAAUGGACGUCUUUCAGGAGGCUGUGGAUUACCUGGAGGCUCGACACGUGCCUAUUGUAGUGGAGGCUUUGGAAGAGGAUGUUUUCCAUGAAGAAGCUGCUCCCAUGCACUCUCCUCUUCUCCCUAAUAUGAACAUUCCAGACACACCAACAUUGUGCAGUGAAAAGGAAAUGUUGGAGAGAAGGCUGGUGGUCCUCAAAGGCAUCUUGGAGAGUGAGGAGGUCUAUCUAAAUGAACUGGAGACCCUGCUAACGCCCAUGAAGGCUCUUCGAGCCUCAGCUGGGACGUCCCAGCCGGUCCUUUCCGCUCAGCAGGUAGAGAACGUGUUCUACCAGGUCCCAGAGCUCAAACAACUUCAUCAUGAUUUCUACUGCGGGCUCAAGACGCGACUCACAGCUCACUCUGAACUUGAACAAGAACAAGAACCAGCUUCAGACAGAAAGUACAGCUCUGACGCAGAAAGAGAAACCAAACACAAAGGCUUUGAGCUGACUGUCGGUGACCUCUUUCUCAAGCUGGUUAAUCAGAUUGGUGUAUAUGGAGGUUACAUCGAAAACUAUGUAGAUGCCGUUAAUGUGGUCCAAAAGUGCACACAAGCCGACCCUCGCUUCCGAACUCUGGCUGAGAGCAUGAUGUCAAAUAACAAUGGCUCUCCCAAAUCUCGCACUAAAUAUACUUUUGAAGCUCUGUUGUACAAACCUUUGGACAGAGUCACCAAGACCACUCUUGUGUUGCGUGAUCUUUUAAAAACCACACCUGAGGAGCACCGAGACUACACCUCACUGCAAGAAGCCCUCAGACUGUCUCGCAGCUUCCUGUCAGGGGUCAAUGAGAGUUCACAGGGCAGACGAGGUGUAACGCUCACUCAUGAAAAGAGUCGGCAGCUUAUUCGCGAUGCAUUUGUCGUGGAUGAGAGCGAUGGAGACCGCUGUCUGCGUCACCUUUUUCUGUACACUGACCUCCUGCUGUGCACCAGAGUCAAACCAGCAACCAGAGGAAAGCAGGAGCAAUACAGAUUUGGUUGGUAUCUUCCCCUGGUUGGCCUCAAGGUGCGCUGCUUCUUGCGUGAGCGGACCCCAGAGGCACAACUUCGCUUACACACCAUCCGAAAAAAAAUGUACCAACAACAUAGUCAGCUACAGCGUCAAACUAAGGGAUCGAGGGCACGCAGCUGGAAGAAACCGGAGCAAAUUGAGUCGCUGUUAUUCACACUUGCACCUGUGUACAGACUUGAACUACAUAGUCCCAACGGAAAGAGCCACACUUUGGUGUCUUCAUUGUAUGAGCUUGAAGAAUGGAGGGAGGCCAUUUGCAAACUCACCAAAGAAAACAUAGAGACUGUCCCUCCAGACCUGCUCACUCUCACCAGCGCCUGUGUGAAACUGAGGAUGACCCAGCACCCGCCGCUCCACAGCACCAGUGAAACAAUGGAAGGGCUAUGUGGAACAUUGGCUGUGGUGGUCCAUUCUGCCAGCGGUCUGCAACAACCAGCUUGUGUGUCUGUUUGCGUUGAGAUGGAUGGAUUAGAUUUUUAUGAAAAACAAGCUCAGACGCACUCAGUCCACGCCUUGAAUCCACAGUGGGAACAGGAGCUGUACUUCCAGGUGGAUGGGGCGAGACACAUGAGGGUGAUGUGUGUUGGACAGUUGGAGGGGCAGGACAUGGCUGUGCUUGGGAGGACCUCUAUCACGUUGGACCCUAAAAGUCUCAGUCAUCGAUGGAGAAAACAGUCUCUAAAUCUUGGUGAAGUUGACGUGAUCAUCUCCCUGAAAUACACAAGUCACCCGGCGGCCCCCCCCAGCCCCUCCCCACAGCAGCAGCAGCCUGUGUUUGGUGUUCCCAUAGAAAAGGUCGCCCAACAGGAGGGUGUGCUGGUUCCGCAUGUCGUCCGAUGCUGCAUUGAGGAAGUAGAAAGACGAGGAAUGGAUGAAGUUGGGAUCUAUAGGAUUUCAGGAACCACCAGUGACAUCAGUACACUCAAGACUGCGUUUGAUAGCAAUUUAUGUGAGGCCGUGACGCGACUGAGAGGUGCAGAAGUGAAUGCAGUGUGUGGAGUACUCAAGCUCUACUUCAGAGAGUUACCAGAGCCUCUUAUCCCGGCCGAGCUGUUCCAGAGUUUGGCCCAAGCACUUGACUUAACUGACAUAGACGCACGCUCCUCCUCACUGCUGUCUGUGAUGGAGUCCUGUCCUGAAACCAACCGCAACACGCUUCUCUUCCUCCUGCAUCACCUCCGACGAGUUUCUGAAAGACAAGACAUCAACAAAAUGACUCUGUUAAACUUGGCAACAGUGUUUGGGCCAAGCCUCUUACGCCCCCCAGUGGCAGUUGGGGAAAGUAAUGGUACUGGAAUGGACAUCUCUCAGGAGGUGGUUGUACAGGUCCAGGUGGUAUUCUGCUACCUGCAGUGCAACGCUCUGCCUGAGCCCCGCAUUUCUCUGCCACACGACACAGAUGCUGAAGAUGAGACCACCCACCUUUGAGACCACCAACAGUGUCAUGGAUGGAAAAUGUCCAGGCAUGUGUAAGAUAACUAAACUAUGAACUACAAAAGUAUAGAUUUAUUUACAAAUGUUAAUGUUCAGAUGUUAUUGCUGUUAAAACCAAUAUAAAAGGCAGUGCACUUCUUUUUGUAGAAAGAUUAGCGGAGUACAGUAAUUUGAUAAAAUGAUGAAACGCGAUUGAAGAUGUCAGAGCUGCAGAUGUCGCAAAAAAAAAAAGUCAAAGGUCGACUCCCAUAGCUUGAAAUCCAAUCAGUUCUGGUUCAGAUCCAACUAGCCAGAGAUCAACACAAAAUGUACGGGCCAUAAAGCCAUACGCCAUGUUGAAAACCAAAACACACACACACCACCUGGGCACGUUGGGUUUGGGUUACCUCUGACUUUUGACCCCCAAAACUCCCCUCUACUUUUUGAUCACUAAUCCAACAUCUAGGGCUGGCACUAAUAUAACUCCAAUAGAAAAAGGUGCUGUGUAGAUGCCAUAACACAAAGGACAAGUGUUAAAUAGGGUUAGGUCUCCCUGACCGUAAAUCACAAGGGUUCAAAUGUGUGCCUGUCAAAAUGAGGUCGCUCUUAGUAACUACAAAGAAAAGGCAAGGUAUUUCCAUUGCAGACAUGCGUGGCCCAAGACUGAACUGAACUAGGAGACUGGUGGCACCUGUUGCUAGUGGGAAUUAGCUUAUGUGUGCAUAUUGUUUUCUAACUUUAAAGUAAAUGUAUAAACUGUAUGAAAAAAGAAGAUGAGUUCUCUUUAAGUUAUUCUAGCUGUAUGCCAAAGCUUUUCAAAAUUAGGCUGCAGAUCCGCACUAAUAUUGCAAGAAAAAAUGAAUUAAAAAAAUACUGAUAGACUGACAGAUAGACUAGCCACAAAGUCAGCUGUCAUGGACCUCUUAUUGGUGUGAUAAUUCUCCCCAAAUAUUUCACAUUCAGACAUGAAUAAUUAUCCUUGUAAUUUUGCAUAAUACUAAUAACUGUAGACUUUAUACUUUGUACUGUUUUAAAGUAGUGUAAUUAAACAAAAGCUGAAUUUUC